Messenger RNA from Mollisia scopiformis, 1133 nucleotides. Its product is annotated as NAD(P)-binding protein. The record is from RefSeq and is a predicted model, not a curated record. The transcript has 2 exons. NCBI's taxonomy places the organism in Eukaryota, Fungi, Ascomycota, Leotiomycetes, Helotiales, Mollisiaceae. The coding region runs from base 339 to 1133 and encodes 264 amino acids.
CUCUUUUGGAUCACCGGAAAAGCGGUGUCACAUCUCCUAAGUAUCCACAGACACUCCAUUUUACUUGUACUGUCAAACCCUGUCUAUUCUUGGGCUUCUUAAAUACGACAGCCCUUCUCUGGAACUACAAGCUCAAAAUUGCAGCUCGAAGUCCACCCUUCCACGAACUAUCGUCGAAGCGGGAAGGCUCCCGCAUUUAGUGUCUCUAGACCAGGGUUCCGACGAUCAAAGAUCCCUGUUCAUGUUGUCAUUGAAGUCCCUCAAUAUCAAUCUUCACUCUCAACCCUCACAUUCCUAAUUCACACUGGGUAUGAAUCCUUCUCAUAUAGCGAUCCAAGAUGGCAUGGUCAUUAAUCUGUCCGGCAAGUCGAGGAAUCGGCUUCGAAUUAACACGACAAUUACUCCUCACAACUACAAUCCCCGUCGUAGCAACAGCUAGAAAAGACAUCACGAGCGUGAAAAAGAACAUAUUAUCAGACCUCAAAGACGUUGAUCCCUCUCGUCUCAUAGUACUAGAAGUAGACGUCACCGAUGAAGCAACAAUCUCCGCCGCCGCCCAAAAAGCCGCCUCCCUCUUCCCACCAUCCUCAAACCACCACCUCCACCUCUCCUUCUGCAUCCCCGGCAUCCUGCACCCCGAAAAAUCACCCAGCCAACUCACGCACUCUCACCUCCUCCAAACCUUCGCAAUCAACACAAUAGCCCCCAUGCUCCUCUCCAAACACUUCUCCCCCUUCCUCCCCAAGAAAUCAACCUCCCUCCCCUCCCCCUCAUCACCAGGCCUCCCACCCCACGCAACCUGGCUCAACAUGUCCGCGCGCGUCGGCUCGACGACCGAUAACCGAUUGGGAGGCUGGUAUUCGUAUCGCGCGUCCAAAGCAGGGGUUAAUUCGUUUACGAAGAGUCUGGAUUUGUAUUUGGCGGCCAGAGCGGGGGAGAAGGCGAUGGCGAUAGCGUAUCAUCCGGGGACGGUGAAGACGGGGCUUAGUAGGGAGUUUUGGGGGAAUGUGGAGGAGGGGAAACUGUUUGAGGUGGGGUUUGCGGUGGAGAAGAUGUUGGAGGUUAUGAGGGGGGUGGGCAUCGAGGGGAGGGGGAGGUGUUGGGAUUGGAAGGGAGGGGAGGUUUUGCCUUGA